Molecule: messenger RNA, 1747 nt
Organism: Pseudo-nitzschia multistriata
Lineage: Eukaryota; Bacillariophyta; Bacillariophyceae; Bacillariales; Bacillariaceae
Source: the annotation of a GenBank genome assembly
CAGAUGCCGGAAMACAAACUACAAAUUACAAAUCUGACCUACCGUACAGAAAAUACAAGAACACAAAGCUAUACUAUGAAGCUAUCUAUUGCGGCAAUCCUUGUUGGCGCCCCAAGCACACUGGGCUUUGCUCCCAUUUCCCUUCGAUCGACGACGACGACGACGCAGCUCCUUGCCAAGCACAAGGUGUUCAUCGACGGAGAGGCCGGCACGACGGGUCUGCAAGUUCGAGGACGAAUCGAGUCACGUGACGAUCUAGAGAUUAUUUCACCUCCCUCGGAUCUAAGAAAAGAUCUUGCCACGAGGAAAAAAUUCAUCAACGAAGCCGAUGUCGUCAUUUUGUGUACGUUAUAUUGGGCAGGCAAGGCUGCAACAAUGAAUGAGAGCUCCCACACAGUGAUUGGAGUCGUUGGUCUUCUUUACAGGCGAAAAAAAAGCUGAAUCCAAUAACAAAAUGAGUGGCAUGAGCGGAGCAGAAAUUUAUUUCAUGUACGACCAACUCACAAUCCUUACUUCCCUGUCGUUGUUAUGGGUUUCAAUUAAACCAAUUGAAUCAAUCGAUGCGUCAAUUCUUCCUUGUUUGAUUUUUUUCAAUGCAGGCCUUCCUGAUGCUGCCUCAAUCGAAGCUGCAGGUCUUGUCGACUCCGAMAAUGACAGAACUGUCCUAAUCGAUGCAUCGACUGCCUAUCGAGUAGACGAUACGUGGGACUAUGGAUUUCCUGGUAAGUGCAUUGCAAGAUAACAUAAUAAUAUCAACGACARAUGACACCGCGACUACAUCCAUUUCGUGUUCGGCGUGAAAGAUKUUCAGCCGCAAUAAUUGUUUGCUCAAUUUUAAACAUGAUUUUUUUGYUCCGAUCGGUUUCUYGAAUGACAACAUUCGACAACAUGGUAUUUGGAACAAUACAUCAUUUUUCUAAUUAUGGGACACAUUGUGGGUGUGAUGGGACUUGUCGUGUACAGAAAUAUCGGCAGAACAACGAGAAAACUUGACUAAAAGCAAGCGCAUCUCUAAUCCGGGAUGUUACCCUACCGGUUUCAUCGGGCUGACCCGGCCACUUGUCGACGCGGGAAUUAUUCCAGAAGGAACACCCCUCACUGUGAAUGCCAUUUCGGGAUACUCUGGCGGUGGAAAGGGAAUGAUGGAAAUGUUCGAAGACGAGAGCCAAAGCACAGAACCGUGGGCCGGAUAUGGAUUUGGACUCACACAUAAGCAUCUCCCCGAAAUGGCCAAGUAUUCUACCCUCGGACGAAAACCCCUUUUCCAGCCACAAAUCGCGACGUUUGCGCAAGGAAUGGUUGUUUCGGUACCCCUUCACUACGAUUGGCUCAAAGAAGGRACCACGGGUGMGACAAUCCACGAGACCCUUUCGAAGCAUUAUGAGGGCUCUAAUUUCGUGUCGGUCAUGCCCCUUGGUGAGCCCGGUGUCAAAGAUGCAGGACUACUCGAGCGCGGAGCUUUCUUGAGACCUGAUACGCUCAAAAAUACCAACAAUAUGGAACUCUUCGUCUUUCCGAAUGACGAAGCAGAGCAAGUUCUCUUGUGUGCUCGGUUGGACAAUCUUGGCAAGGGUGCCAGUGGUGCCGCCGUUCAAAAUCUUAACAUCGCCCUCGGCUUGGACGAAACCACUGGUUUGGUUUAGGAAGCUAACUACUUUGGUGAAAACUUUUCUAUUGCACUACAGCACUAUAUCAUGCUGGGAAAAACUAUUCACUUUCUCUUUCGAAAGAAAUAUCACUCGCAGAC